Molecule: messenger RNA, 1696 nt
Organism: Amaranthus tricolor (Joseph's coat)
Lineage: Eukaryota; Viridiplantae; Streptophyta; Magnoliopsida; Caryophyllales; Amaranthaceae
Product: alkylated DNA repair protein ALKBH8 homolog
Exons: 7
Coding region: 76-1149 (357 amino acids)
Biological process (GO): oxidative demethylation
Molecular function (GO): oxidoreductase activity; RNA binding; demethylase activity
Source: RefSeq, a predicted model, not a curated record
CACAACCGGGUCUAAAAAAUCUCAAACAUUUGAUGCAGUCCCCAAAGUUUCCGGGUCUUAAACGACGACAUAAAGAUGACGAAGAAAAGUCUGGAAUCGGACUCGAAAAAGUUCAUGCGUCCAAAGGAAGAAAUUAAUGGCGCCGGAAAACAAAGUAAAGCAGCCACAAACUUGGUGAGUCCAAAUCUGUACGUUGCAAAUUGUGGUCCUGCUGUGGGUCUUUCACAUGAUACCAUAUCAACGGUGUUUCGUCAAUUCGGUGAAGUUAUAGGAGUAUACGACGCCGACGAUAGUGGAACUCGUGUUAUAGUUUCAUUUUCGGAAGAGGGUUCUGCUCAAGCUGCUUUCACUGCUUUCAAUGGCCGCCACUGUUUGCAGCUUGCUGGACGCUGUUUACAUAUUCGCUAUUCUGUGCCUCGCCCUGCUUCCUCGGUACGUGACCGUGGUUUCCUUGAUGUAUCUUUGGCUGCUGAAGAGCUUAAUAUACCUGGCCUUCACUUGUUUCAUGACUUCGUUAAUCUGAAAGAAGAGGAGGAACUACUUGCGGCUGUUGAUUCCAGACCUUGGAUAAGUCUAGCAAAAAGAAGAGUUCAGCAUUACGGCUAUGAGUUCUCUUAUCAAACAAGAAAUGUUGACACGAAAAAGUGCUUGGGUGGACUUCCAUCUUUUGUUUCACCUGUGAUAGAAAAAAUCUCAGCGUCUUCUCUUCAUGAUGCUGCAACUAUCAAGUUGGACCAGCUAACAGUUAAUGAAUAUCCUUCAGGGGUGGGAUUAUCCCCUCAUAUCGACACUCAUUCAGCAUUUGAGGACAAGAUUUUCAGCCUUUCAUUAGCUGGUCCUUGCAUCAUGGAAUUCAGGAGAUAUCAAGGAGGCAAUUGGCCAUCUAAUCCUGCAAUUAUGCACGAAGAUAAUUUGGAGAAUUUCGCAAAUGUUUCAAGGAGAUCUUUAUACCUUCCCCCUCGAUCAAUGCUUCUCAUAUCAGGGGAGGCACGUUAUGCUUGGCAUCAUUACAUUCCACACCACAAGGUUGAUACUGUUAAAGAUAACCUAAUUCGAAGGGCCUCAAGAAGGGUAUCUUUCACACUACGCAAGGUGAGAACUGGACCUUGCUGCUGUGAUUUCGGUCUGUACUGUGAUUCUCAGCGUUAGACAUUUGGUUCUGGCUUCCUGAGUAAUUGUACUUGUAACCAGCGCGAUGUGACUAGUAGGAAGACACGAUGGUGUUGCAAGAUAGGUUAAUUCUCUCGUGUUCAGCUCACAUCUAUCGCAAGUUGGGCUCCACACAAGCAGAAAUGAUUGUAGUUUUCACUUUUAUGUCUCCGUUUCUAGAAUACUGAUGUUUAGGAUGUGCUUUAAGAUACAAUGAAGAGGACAUGUUCCAAAAAUUUGCUUUAGAGUUGCGUUCUCGGAGAUGGUUGUUUGGUGAUACUGGCAGAACGUGGAACUAGCAUAAGCCUCAAUACAUUUGACAUGGUUCAAGAAUUGGUUUGAAAAGAUAAUACUGCCGAUUUUACAGCGACUGAUGCCCCUUUAUGAACACAUACCAUCUAAUGUUAUUUGGUGUACCUAUUUUGAUGUGUAUGUUUCGAUGAUUUUAUUUAGAUUGAAUCAGAAAGUUUUCGAUUGUCACUUGAAAUACAAAAAACACAUAUAUUCUUCCUUGAAAUAUAUAGUAAGGUGUACCUGCUUCAUGACA